AUGAAAGCCGGCCUGAAGGGCAAGGAUAUGUCCAAAGUGAAGCAAGCUGAGAUACCGGAGACAAUGGGAGCUGUUUGUGCGAUUGUAUAUAUAUUGGCAAUCAUUGUCUUCAUUCCAUUCCCUUUCUACAAAGACAUUGUCGCUGCAACAUCGGGAGGCGGGAAUCGUGAUGUUGUCUUGCCGGUUCACCAUGUAGAGACUGGACGUUUGCUGCACCGAUUCCCGCAUAAUAAGCUGGCAUCUUAUUUGUCCGGACUUCUGUCGUUACAAUCUAUCGUCAUAUUGGGUUUCGGAGAUGAUCUCCUUGAUAUUCGAUGGCGCCAUAAAGUGUUAAUACCGGCGUUUGCCGCUAUCCCAAUGCUCAUCGUGUACUUUGUGGACUUUGGUGUCACGCAUGUGGUCGUCCCGGUGCCCUUGCAGAGCUACUUGGGUCCUAUGAUUGACUUGGGGUGGAUGUAUUACGUGUACAUGGCUGCUGUUGCGAUCUUCUGCCCCAACAGCAUCAACAUGCUCGCGGGCAUUAAUGGAAUUGAGGUAUCGCAAUCAAUCGUUAUCGCAAUCCUUCUGAUAGCCAAUGAUUCAUUGUAUCUGGCGCCAAUCACACCAUAUCCUCACCCGGCCACUGAUUCACACUUAUUUUCGAUUUACCUUCUCCUCCCAUUUAUCGCCGUCUCUCUAGCGUUGUGGUGGCACAAUUGGUAUCCAGCAAAGGUAUUUGUUGGGGAUACCUACUGUUACUUCGCGGGAAUGGUGUUUGCUGUUGUGGGAAUCCUAGGUCAUUUCAGCAAGACACUUCUUCUCCUCUUCAUUCCCCAGAUUUUUAAUUUCCUCUAUUCCACGCCACAGCUAUUUCAUUUAAUCCCAUGCCCCAGGCACCGACUACCCCGGUUCAGCAUCCGAACAGGUCUCCUCGAGCCAUCUGUCACUGAAUGGCAACGUCCACCGACGAAGCUUAUCGCUGUGGCACUUGAGAUCUUGCAUCGACUCCAUCUUGUGCGGAUUAAGAAGAACGAACAGGGAGAGAUUGUCGAGUCUACAAAUUUGACCUUACUGAAUCUCUGGCUAAUAUGGUUUGGCCCUUUGCGGGAGGACAAGCUUGCGAUGCACAUCGUUGGGCUUCAAUUCUUCUGUGGAUUCAUUGGCUUGCUAGCUCGGCAUAAACUUGCAUUGUGGGUUUUUAGAGAGGAUAAUCGCGGGUUUGGUUCAAAUUUCAUGUAG
Molecule: messenger RNA, 1218 nt
Organism: Coccidioides posadasii C735 delta SOWgp
Lineage: Eukaryota; Fungi; Ascomycota; Eurotiomycetes; Onygenales; Onygenaceae
Gene: DPAGT1
Product: UDP-N-acetylglucosamine--dolichyl-phosphate N-acetylglucosaminephosphotransferase
Biological process (GO): dolichol-linked oligosaccharide biosynthetic process; protein N-linked glycosylation
Cellular component (GO): membrane
Molecular function (GO): UDP-N-acetylglucosamine-dolichyl-phosphate N-acetylglucosaminephosphotransferase activity
Source: RefSeq, a predicted model, not a curated record